Podarcis raffonei (Aeolian wall lizard) is the source of this 2859-nucleotide messenger RNA. Its product is annotated as zinc finger protein 282-like. The record is from RefSeq and is a predicted model, not a curated record. Gene Ontology annotation, biological process: negative regulation of transcription by RNA polymerase II. Gene Ontology annotation, molecular function: DNA-binding transcription repressor activity, RNA polymerase II-specific. The coding region runs from base 108 to 1802 and encodes 564 amino acids. NCBI's taxonomy places the organism in Eukaryota, Metazoa, Chordata, Lepidosauria, Squamata, Lacertidae. The transcript has 8 exons.
GGUUCCUUUGCAUCCAUCCAUCCAUCAAAUCCUGUGCACCGCUGCUCCUCUGCAAGGAGACGCGCACACCCCUUUCCCCAGCCAGCGCCCAGCAAAGGCUCAGCACCAUGGCUGAAUGGCCCCUUCCUGCCCAGUCUUCAAGGUGGAGUUCAGAAGUCCCGGCUGCUCCUGUCGUGGACGCCACCUUCCCCAAAGAGCUGCAGACGGCCACGAUUUCUCUGUGGACGGUGGUUGGGGCUGUCCAGGCAGUGGAGCGGACGGUGGAGGCUCAGGCCCUUCGGCUCCUCAGCCUGGAGCAGAGGUCCGAGACAGCCGAGAAGAGAUUUGGGGACUGCGAGAAGGCCGUGGCUGAGCUGGGGACCCAGCUGGACAGCCGGUGGUCAGCGCUGGAGACUCUCCUGCAGGAGUACGGACAGCUGCAGAAGCGGCUGGAGACCAUGGAGGACCUUCUGAAGAACGGGAACUUUUGGUUUCUGAAGGUCCCCGUGAACGCGGCAGCAGGAGCUUCUAAGGUCUCGGCGGCUUCUGGCGAUGGCUCGGCUCCCUUUUCCCGGGAGAAGUGGGAGAGGCUAGAAGAUUGGCAGAAGGAGUUGUACAAAAACGUGGCCAAGGGGAACGGAGAGUCUCUGAUCUCCCUCGAUCUUGCUGUUUCUAAACUGGAGAAUUUCACCUGUGCUCCGCAAGAAGAUGCCCCUCACAUUCUGGGCCAGAAAAACUCAGAAGAAUGUGCUCAGGAACCUCUGUCUGAUUCCAAAACAGAAUCUUCCAUUUCCAGGACAGAUAUUAUUUCGUGGAUUAAGCAGGAGGAGGAUUUGUGUACCAAGGGCAAUGGCCAGGAUGGAGCCCUUUGUCAAAGUACCUGCAACUAUUAUACGGUUUCUGGACUGGAUACUUUACCGGGCGACGCAGAAGGAGUCAACCCCUGUGAGUCUCUGCAGGGGGGCAACUUGGAAGCAGAAACUCACAAGGGAUCUACUUCAGACAACGCAGGGUUACCGGCUUCCAGGUCGGAUGCAGUUUCGUGGGUCAAACAGGAGGAGACUCCAGCAGCGAGGGAUGGAGGAGACGGUCUUCAAAGCGCUUGUAAUGCUAACGCCACAGCCCAGCCGCACCCGGAGGAAGCGCCGGGCGAGGAAGACCCUGCCAACCCACCCCUCCUGCUCUUCCUCCCCGGGGGCUCGGUGGCACCCAUUUUGAACGGCACCAUCGGCGAGAGCCGGCCUCUCCCCGGCCUUCGCGGUGCCCGCGGUGGGAGGCACCCCGGCUCUCCCUCGGCCAGGGGCAUCCCGGAAGCGGCGGUGGAGCGUCCGCACCGCUGCGCAGACUGCGGCAAGACCUUCAGCUUGUUGCUGAGCCUUCAGAUGCAUCAAAUGAACCACCAGAAACGGAAGCAGUACGAGUGCUCGUUCUGCGGGACGGCUUUCAGCAGCCCCUCGGAGCUGGUGCGGCACCGCAUGAUCCACACGGGCGAGAGGCCUUACCGGUGCUCGGUGUGCGGGAAGGGCUUUGUGCGCAAGCAGCACCUGGUGCCCCACCUGCGCCUGCACACGGGGGAGAGGCCUUACCACUGCGCCGAGUGCGGCAAGGACUUCAUCUGCAAGCACCACCUGCAGGAGCACCAGCGCACCCACACUGGGGAGCGGCCCUACGCCUGCGCCCAGUGCGGGAAGAGGUUCCGGAGGAAAAAGUCGCUGAAGGACCACUGGAGGGUUCAUAGCGCUGAGAAGCAGCAGCAGAAGGGACAGGCGGGCUCUGCCCAGGUGCCUGAGGGCACGGAAGGGGACGUCCGAGUGGAAAGUUAAUGUGCUGGCUCAGGGGUAGCUCAGCGCACAAGGCGCACAGUUCAGUGGUGUAUUUGUUUCUUUACAGCUCAGCAACGCCUCCCAUCAUUGCAGUUACAGGGAAUGAAGGCCUCUGCCCUCUGCUUCCCCCUCCCAAAGUCUCCUGUUUUCCAAGCAGCCUACACCAGAGGGAGGGGAAUCUGUGCCCUUUGUUCUGCUACAUACAUAGCCGUCUGUGUCCUUGGAGACAAAGGCAGGGAGCUUAGUACAGCAGGAUUGGAAAGCUUCUGGGAUGCUUUUGCCCCCUUCUCCUCUGCUUCAUCAUCAGAGUCUGAACUGCUUUCUGCACCUGGGUCAUCUUGCUCACUAAAGCCUGUUGCUUCUUCUGCCUCCAACCAUUCCUCCCCUCCUUCCCCCUCUUGCCUGUCCUCCUUGUCCCUCCACCACUCCCUGGGCUCUGACCCUUCCUCCUCUGGGGCUUCCCUAGGGGAUUCCCUGGCUUUUGCUGUAGUCCACUUCUUGUCAUCCUGCCAAUCCGACAAGACGGUUGGUUGGUUGGCUCCUUCUUCCCAGUCUCUUGGCCAAAUGGCUCUGCCGCUUCCAAGCCCGAAUGCAGAUGUGCCUGCUAGCUCCAUUCAUUCUAGCCUUAUCCAGCGGUUCUGGACUACAACUCCCAUCAGCUGGAGGUGCUGAUGGGAGUUGUAGUUCGAAACCACUGGAGUGCCCCAGAGUUGGGGAAGACCCUCUUACGCUGUUCGAGAGCCCCUCGGGUACCACUACCCACCCUUAAGAGCAUCUCCACCAAACCCUUGGCCCCUGCUUGCCCUCCAGCAGUUCAUUGCUUCCAUCCCUUGGCAUGUAAACAUUUUCUCUUUCUCCCAGUGUUGCCUCUCUCGUCCGUCCGUCCAGUUCAGGUGCGCUGUCCUUUUCCGCAUAACGGGUUUGCAAUCCUCCCAGGAUUUUCGCAGCAGCUUGUUUUUUUAAGAUAAUAAGUGUGGGGGGCAGGACCUGUUUGGUGCUCUGGUUUUUGUAUACGGUUUAAAGCGCUCCCUAAAUAAUAAACCACCCCUGGCUGCAA